Microtus oregoni (creeping vole) is the source of this 2721-nucleotide messenger RNA. It is a transcript of the gene Ltbr, whose product is annotated as lymphotoxin beta receptor. Bases 243 to 1511 code for a protein of 422 amino acids. Gene Ontology annotation, biological process: hematopoietic or lymphoid organ development; immune response; positive regulation of canonical NF-kappaB signal transduction. Gene Ontology annotation, molecular function: ubiquitin protein ligase binding. The record is from RefSeq and is a predicted model, not a curated record. NCBI's taxonomy places the organism in Eukaryota, Metazoa, Chordata, Mammalia, Rodentia, Cricetidae. The transcript has 10 exons.
ACAGGCCGGCCUCUGCUCCCAGAGCUCCCUGCCCCCGCCCCCGGCCGGCUCUCUCCACUCCCACUUCCUGAGCCCGGCGCUGGAGCCCUGGAGGCCAGGCCCGGCCGCUCCCGGCCCCCGGGGGCACGUCGGCCCAGCCGCCAGGCUUGGGAAGUCGUGGCCAACGCUGCUCAGGACGUCCGGGCUUCCCACCUUCCUCCCAGGCCUCCACCCGGUCUGGUCAGCCGACCCGAAAGGCCGCCAUGCGCCUGCCUGGGGCCUCUCCCUGCGGCCUGGUCUGGGGGCCACUUCUGCUGGGACUCUGCGGGAUCCUGAUGGCAGCCCAGCCCCUGCUGGUGAGGGAGGGGCUAGGUGGGAUGGGCCAGGUGCCCCCGUAUCGCAUAGAAAACCAAACUUGCUGGGAUCAGGAGAAGGAAUACUACGAGCCUAAGCAUCAAGUCUGCUGCUCCCGCUGUCCCCCAGGCAAGUUUGUCUCCGCUGUAUGCAGCCACAGCCAAGACACAGCUUGCGAGACUUGCCCCGAUAAUUACUACAAUGAAUACUGGAACCAUCUCUCCAUCUGCCAGCUCUGCCGCUCUUGUGACGCUGUGCUGGGCUUCGAGGAGGUUGCCGCUUGCGCCAGUGAUCGAAAACCUGAGUGUCGCUGUAAGCCAGGGAUGACCUGUGUGUAUCUGGACAAUGAGUGUGUGCACUGCGAGCAACCUGUAGUGUGCCAGCCUGGCACCGAAGCCGAGGUUACAGAUGAAGCUAUGGAUACUGACAUCGCCUGUGUCCCCUGCAAGCCAGGAUAUUUCCAGAACACUUCUUCCCCUACAGCCCGCUGCCAACCCCAUACCAGAUGUGAGACCCAGGGCCUGGUGGAGGUGGCUCCAGGCAGUGCCAGCUCUGACACCAUCUGUAGAAAUCCAUCAGAGCCAGGAACAAUGCUGCUGCUGGCCGUUCUGCUGCCACUGGUCUGUCUUCUGCUCUUCAGCACCACCCUGGCCUGCACCUGGAUGAGGCACCCCUCUCUCUGCAGAAAGCUGGGUACUCUGCUCAAGCGACAUCCAGAGGGAGAAGAAUCUCCCCCCUGCCCCCCUCCAAGAGCCAACCCAGAUUUCCCUGACCUGGCCGAGCCACUACUACCCACAUCUGGGGACUUGUCCCCAGCCCCUGCUGGACCCCCAGUUACCCCAGUCUUGGAGGAAGUGGUGCUUCAACAGCAGAGUCCCCUGGUCCAGGCUAGGGAGCUGGAGACUGAGCCCGGGGAACACAGCCAGGUGGCCCACGGUGCAAAUGGCAUUCAUGUGACCGGAGGUUCCGUGACUGUCACUGGCAAUAUCUAUAUAUACAAUGGGCCAGUGCUGGGGGGAACACGGGGUCCUGGAGAUCCCCCCGCUUCCCCUGACCCUCCAUACCCCACUCCUGAAGAAGGAGCCCCUGAUCCUUCUGUGCUCUCCACACCUUACCAGGAAGAUGGCAAAGCUUGGCAUCUGGCUGAGACAGAGACACUAGGGUGCCAUGCCCUCUGACAGGGCCGAGGAACCUACAUGCCGCCUGAUGCCUGAUGGUAUCUGAGAAAGGCAAGGAGGACAGAGAGUCCAGCACCUUCUCCUCGAGGCUGCUCUACCCACCAGAACUCACAGGGUCUGGGGAGGCUCUGAGAAGCAGAAGCCUAAGAGACUAAGCCUCAGACACCUCUUCAGAGCAGAACCGGACACUGGCAAGGCACAGUGCCUGCCCAGGACUGACUACUGUCUGAGCGAGACUGAGACUUUGUGGCGGACCCACCAGUCCCAGAGGCUGCACACAUUCAGCCUCAGACACAGGCAAGGCUUGUGACCCUAGCCGCUGCCCACCAUGCCUCCCUGCCCCUUAAACAUGGCAAAGGAGGGAACAGGUCACAGGGUCAGUGGCAAGGACAUCCCCGGGACCUUGCAAGGCUUCAUGGUGCUCAUCCUCAACUUUCACAGGCCUUGAGGACUCAUACCAUGUGGACCAAGACAGACCCUGGGUGAAGAUAAAGCCACGUGGAGGAGCAUCCCUCCCUUGCUCCUGGGGGAGAGGAUGGUGAGACAGUGAGAGUGGGGGGUUGGGUAUCGUUAUCAGGUAUCCAGGAGAACAGGAGAAAAAUGGCAAGUGUAUUUAUAAAUUGUAACCACCUGCAAAUAAAGUCAAGAUUGAGAGCCUUUCUCGGGUUUUAUAGAGAAACACUAGACCAUUAGGACAAAAUCAACGGCAAAGUUGAAGACACAAAAAUAUCGUCCUUCAAAGGUGCUCCUGGAAGGGGUCCCUAGGAUUGGUUCAGAGAGUGUCCAUAUUAAGCACCAGUGUCUGAGUAUUUGCAGAGAAAUAUUGUAGGCAUUCAAAACACCUACAAUAUGGACCGACUUGGUCCUCUCAGAAACCGAGGCAUGUACUCCCUUGACACAGGAGAAGACAGACUCAGAGGGAGUCAUUUGUGCAAGUCAGCUGCAAAUGGCAAGGGGUUUGUGCCCAAGUAGCCCUGCAUAAAUGUCUUUCAGUGGUCCUGUCUUUCACAGGCAGCAAAUCUCAGCACACACCCAAACAUCCAGCUGUGCACAGUGGAAAUCAGGGUUGGCGGAAAGGAUUAAUUGGGUGCUCUAUAUCCACCGUGAGGGAGGCCAACUUCAGCUCAAUUGGAGAACAGAAAUCUGGGCUAGCUGAAUCCUUUUAGCUCAGAGGGAGCAGUCAGUGUGUGUGUGUGUGUGUGUGUGUGUG